AUGGCACCAGUUGCAAAAUCUAAUGGCGAUGCACAAGAGGUGAAGAAGCGCGGUCGACCCAAAGGUGCCAGAAACAAGUCUACCCUCCUUUCGUCCCUGGCACUGGCACCGAAAUCAAAGGCGAUCGGCGAAGUGCAGAAGAAGCGUGGUCGGCCCAAGGGAGCAAAGAAUAAGUCGACUGUUCCAUCGGCUAAAACGGUGAAGAAAACUGCAAAGAAAAGUUCUCCAGACACGAAGGUCGGCGGGAAACGAGGUCGACCCAAAAUGAAGACGGACGCAGAAUAUCCGAUGAAAUUCGUCGACCUCGUCCUCGCGGCUUUCCAAGCUCUGGAUAACCGCAAAGGAACAUCCCUUCAGGCAAUCAAGAAAUACCUCCGGGAGAAUGAAGGAAUUGAUGCGCAGAGGAAGGCCAUUUACAUCAACAAGUCUGUCCGAAAGUUGACCGAGGAUGGGACGUUGCGCCAUCGUGUAGGAAUUGGCGCCAGAGGAACCUUCAAACUGGCUUCUGCGUAG
Penaeus vannamei (Pacific white shrimp) is the source of this 513-nucleotide messenger RNA. RefSeq names its product histone H1. NCBI's taxonomy places the organism in Eukaryota, Metazoa, Arthropoda, Malacostraca, Decapoda, Penaeidae. Gene Ontology annotation, molecular function: DNA binding; structural constituent of chromatin. Gene Ontology annotation, biological process: nucleosome assembly. The record is from RefSeq and is a predicted model, not a curated record. Gene Ontology annotation, cellular component: nucleosome.